AUGAGUGCCACUCUGCCUGAAUCGGAUCUGUCUCGAGCCGCCCGGUAUGCGGUUCCUUUCGCUUUGUUGCUGAUUCCCUUGUGGAAGACCCGGGUCAGCGCAGCCGUUCCGGAGCCUUAUCUCGACGAAGCUUUCCAUGUUCCCCAGGCGCAGGCAUACUGGGCGCAUCAAUGGACGCAUUGGGACCCCAAAAUUACAACUCCUCCGGGACUGUACCUCUGGUCGUAUCUGAUUUGCGCCGCCAUGCUUGCUCUCCGCGGCUCUCCGACGGAACUCGACGCGGAUGUCUUGCGCACCACGAAUGUCGCAGCAACAGCUGUUCUAUUGCCUUGGAGACUUCAAUCUGUACUGGAUCUUUUGAGGAAUGACCGCAAAUCUCGCCCAGCGGGUGCACGGUUGAGUCAUACUGUGUUGAACAUCUGUCUCUUCCCCCCUCUGUUCUUCUUCUCGGGACUCUACUAUACCGAUGUCCUUGCCCUUGUGGUAGUGGUCGAGGCGUACAAUUGGCAGCUUAAGCGUGCCACUGUGAGCGGAUCUGCCCCUCUUCAGUCUCUUAUGUUCCUUGUCUUCGGACUGGUUGCCCUUGUUUUUAGACAGACCAAUAUCUUUUGGGUCUCCGUGUUUCUUGGUGGAUUGCAGGUGCUCCGAACGCUACGUCUGUCCACUAACCGGUGUAACUCCUCUGGAAUGAGUGAAAUUGCGAAGAAGGGAUUUCAGAAUGAGCUAUAUGACCCGCUUGUGUCCGAUGCUUCUAUUACAGACUACUUCAAGACCACCGUGUCUCUUUCCACGACUGCACUGAACAAUCUUCCCCGAGUACUUGUCUCUGUAGUUCCUCACAUGCUCAUUCUGGCAGCUUUUGGUGCGUUCGUUCUAUGGAAUAAUGGCGUCGUUUUGGGACACAAGGAGUUUCAUAUUGCGGGCCUUCAUUUCCCCCAGAUGCUCUACAUCUGGCCUUACUUCCUGUUCUUUUCAUGGCCCAUUCUCGUCAUCCCCGUUGCCAAUCUAGUCCUUCCAAAGAACUUUCUGCCAAAGCUCUUGGAUCACGGCUUCCCUAAGAAACAGAGGGGACUUCCGUCAUUAUUGGCUCUUUUUGCGGUCGUUCCAUUUAUGCUGGCUGCAAUUCACUACAACACCAUUGUCCAUCCCUUCACCCUGGCUGACAACCGUCACUAUGUUUUCUACGCCUUCCGAAUCCUCCGGUAUCACCCUGCCAUCAAAUAUGGAGCUGUCGUUAUCUAUUUUUUGGGUGCUUGGGCGGUUAUUUCUGCGUUCGGCUUCACCACAAUUGCACCAGCACCUCGAUUGAUGCCCAUGCAGCCGCAGCCCCAACAACCGCAGGCCCCGGCUCCCACGAAACCAGUUACGAGGAAAGAAAAGAGAGAACAACAAAAGGAAGCAGACAAGAAGGCAAAAGUUGGCCGUAAACCAGUAGCCCCGAAACAGGCUACUCCACCUGAGCAAAAGGAUCCUGUCUCGCCCGAAGUCAUGGCAAGGAUCCAGGCACACAUCGCCACGCGUCAGAAGCAGCAGCUAGAACCGACCCGCGUCAGCUUUGUGAUUAUUUGGCUUGCUGCGACGGCUCUUUCAUUGGUCACUGCGCCUCUCGUCGAGCCCCGUUACUUUAUCAUCCCGUGGGUUAUGUGGAGAUUGCAUUUACCUCCGCAGCCAAUUCCGGCUGUCCACCGUCUAAACCGGCCAGAGGAAGAAAAGGAGAUUGUUCGUGCGCAGGUGGCUGCUUAUUCUCCUCUGUUCUUGGAGACCCUGUGGUUCUUGGCUGUUAAUGUUGUGACGGGAUAUGUGUUCCUGUACAAGGGUUUUGAGUGGCCACAGGAACCGGGAAUAAUUCAGAGAUUCUUGUGGUGA
Molecule: messenger RNA, 1866 nt
Organism: Aspergillus chevalieri
Lineage: Eukaryota; Fungi; Ascomycota; Eurotiomycetes; Eurotiales; Aspergillaceae
Gene: alg10
Product: dolichyl-P-Glc:Glc(2)Man(9)GlcNAc(2)-PP-dolichol alpha-1,2- glucosyltransferase
Exons: 3
Coding region: 1-1866 (621 amino acids)
Biological process (GO): protein N-linked glycosylation; dolichol-linked oligosaccharide biosynthetic process
Cellular component (GO): endoplasmic reticulum
Molecular function (GO): dolichyl pyrophosphate Glc2Man9GlcNAc2 alpha-1,2-glucosyltransferase activity
Source: RefSeq, a predicted model, not a curated record